This is a messenger RNA of Dermochelys coriacea (leatherback sea turtle), 915 nucleotides long. It is a transcript of the gene SFRP5, whose product is annotated as secreted frizzled related protein 5. The record is from RefSeq and is a predicted model, not a curated record. Gene Ontology annotation, molecular function: Wnt-protein binding. Gene Ontology annotation, biological process: canonical Wnt signaling pathway; negative regulation of canonical Wnt signaling pathway; non-canonical Wnt signaling pathway. The coding region runs from base 1 to 915 and encodes 304 amino acids. The transcript has 3 exons. NCBI's taxonomy places the organism in Eukaryota, Metazoa, Chordata, Testudines, Dermochelyidae.
AUGCCGCGUCAGGGGGGCACCCGGGGGCCGCUAGGCAUCGUGCUGCUGGCCCUGGCCCUGAGAGCGCUGCCGGCUGUGGGGCAGGACGACGACUACUCCAGCUGGCAGCCGGAGCAGCUCCCGAGCGGGCUAGGCUAUGGCAAGCGGCCGCAGUGCGUGGACAUCCCGGCCGACCUGCAGCUCUGCCACGAGGUGGGCUACAAGCGCAUGUGGCUGCCCAACCUGCUGGAGCACGACUCCCUGGCCGAGGUGAAGCAACAGGCCAGCGCCUGGCUGCCCCUGCUCGCCAAGCGGUGCCACAGCGACACCCAGCUCUUCCUGUGCUCGCUCUUCGCGCCCGUCUGCCUGGACCGGCCCAUCUACCCCUGCCGCUCGCUCUGCCAGGUGGUGCGGGCCUCCUGCGCCCCCCUCAUGGAGGCCUUCGGCUUCCCCUGGCCUGACAUGCUCCACUGCGCCCGCUUCCCCCCCGACCACCAUCUCUGCAUCGCCGUGCAGUUCGGGAGCAGCCAGGUCACCCCACCGCCAGCGUCCAGGGUCUGCCCGCAGUGCGAGAUGGAGCACAAGGCGGAGGGCAUGAUGGAGCAGAUGUGUGCUAGUGACUUCGUGCUGAAGACGCGGCUCCGGGAGCUGCGGGCGGAGGGCGGCGAGCGCCGCCUGGCGGCCGCCCGGAAGAAGAAGCUGCUGAAGCGGGGCCCCCUGCAGCGCCCCGACGCCCGGCGCCUGGUGCUGCACAUGCGGAACGCGGCCGCCUGCCCCUGCCCGCAGCUGGCCGACCUGCGCCGCCCCUUCCUGCUGCUGGGGGCCCUGUACCGCUGGGAGCGGAGCAACCGGGAGAUGCGCUUCGCCCUCAAGUUCAUGUUCUCCUACCCCUGCCCCCCGCGCUACGCCCCGCUCCCCGGGGCCGAGCAGCGCUAG